This is a messenger RNA of Coccinella septempunctata (seven-spotted ladybird), 3640 nucleotides long. RefSeq names its product leucine-rich repeat and immunoglobulin-like domain-containing nogo receptor-interacting protein 1. NCBI's taxonomy places the organism in Eukaryota, Metazoa, Arthropoda, Insecta, Coleoptera, Coccinellidae. Bases 1321 to 2307 code for a protein of 328 amino acids. The record is from RefSeq and is a predicted model, not a curated record. Gene Ontology annotation, molecular function: protein binding. The transcript is spliced from 6 exons. Gene Ontology annotation, cellular component: extracellular matrix.
UAUUUCCAAUAAUGAAGCUUGGAAAUAAUUAAACAACGAAAAAAAUGCUACCUGGAAUUUUCACUGUUAACGUUUUGAAAUACACAGAUCUCAAAAAACGAAUCGGAAUAAGACGGCGGCGCGUAUCCGGUGUGCCGGCUUUUUCUCAAAAAUUCCGAAAGGUAACUCGAUGAAACAAGACACAAUAAGUACCUUCCAUUAUUAUCUCCGUCACUAUGAAGAGAAUCAGUCAGUUUUUCUUUUAUCACUGGACAAUUCAGUUAAUCCAAAAACUGCCAUGUAGUAUAACUUUCAUCGAAUCCGCCAAAUUUUGACGGAGCUAUCCUAAAUUAACUAGACGUUGAAGAGGGUCUAGCGCUCGUGGGGAGCAUUUUAGCACCUAAGUUGAUAUGAAUAAAGGUUUCUUCAUAUUUUGACCUCUAGAGAAUCAUCCCUUGCAAUAUAUUAUCAUUAUUAUAUAUUGUUCAAUCCGGGCAGUCUGUAUAAUUAUAUUGUUAGGCCCUUUUCCGGGGUUGUAAUACACCCUUCCUAAGCGGUUUCGGAUAUAAGAAAAAUUUGAAAAACAUCGAAAUAUUUUUUCUGUUUCACAUAGAAGUCCCAACUUUGAAAACAUUUAGUUUUCCCGAAACAUCCUUCUACUUUUCUUUUACACAUUGUGGUGGGAGUUCGAUUUCAUGAUUUCUUUUCAUCAUUCACUGAUUACAGUCGCACAUAAGCAAGAAUCCCACGAUCACUCGAAGAUUUAAUUCGAAAACAAAUAUUUUCCCAUCUAGUCACACAGUGAUAAUAAUGAAAAGAUAUUACUGAAAAGUAAGUCAUCAGCAUUUGAGAGAAAAGGGAAUAAUUACAGAUAAAGGAAUACAGUAGAUACCAAGAUAUGAGAUAAGAAAAUGAUCUUUUAAUAUUGUGAGUGGGGAAUUCAGAACUUUGUAAUUGCCACUUUAUUGUAUUGGUAAUCAUCGAACCGUUAAUGAUAUGACCUGAAGGGGCAUUCUACUCAUUCUUCGGCCACCAAAAAACAAACAAACAUUUCAAAUUUGUUUUGUUUUUCAAUAAUCGGUGCAACACUGGUGUUUUUGUUCAACCGUGAAAUUGGAUUAAAUGGGAAUUAACAACAUUUGUUCAGCAUGUUGCAAAUGGAUUUAGUUGAAGAGUGAAUCAUUUUCGAAGUGAAUGAAAAUUAAUCAAUUGACUGCAAUUUGGCGUGGACGUAUAGAGUUAAAUGCCGCCUUAAUUUAGUGCCUAUUUAUCCUCCUUGGGUGAUGUUGCUGUGAUAACAUUUAUUGUAGAGCACAGUGUUUCAUGAACGUUUGAGUCAGUAUGCGUAGCUUCGUGGUCCUGGUGGCGUUAAUUUCCAUUUUGGAAACAGGAAAUAGCACAGAUUGCAAGAACGAACCGAGAUGUCAAAUUAGCAGAGUGUACGGAAUGAGAGCUGCAGAUUGCUCGGAUAGGAAAUUCAAAUAUUUCCCGCAAUGCAUAAGAUCCGAUAUCGAGGUUAUCGAUCUUGCCAUGAACAGAAUAAGGAAGUUGCGUUUCGCUGAUCUGGAAAGGUAUCGCAACCUAAAGGCUCUAUAUCUACAAGACAACGCGUUGGCAAAACUCGAAGAGGACACAUUCGAUGGACUGGAUGAUCUAACCGGUUUGGACAUAUCUGGCGCUUCUCACGUCAAAAUUCCACCUAAUAUCUUCAGGCUUCCAUCCCUCCAGACCCUCUACUUGAGCCAGCAGAUGAACAGCAAUAUCGUGGAAGUUCUUGAGACCACCAAACCCAUAACUUGUCCUUUGGUACACCUGGAUAUUAGUUAUUCGGAAAUAGAACGUUUGCCAGAAAUGGGAUUGCUGCCAACUUUGGUCAAGUACAAUGUUUCUGGCAAUAAUCUCUUCGAGCUCGGUGUUAAACACUUUUCUGGUUUGUGUGGAUUAAGGCAUUUGAUCACAGAAAAUGUGAGCUUGAGUUUGACGAAACCGUGUGAAUGUUGGAAUACUAACAGAUGGUUAAUAUCUAAAGGCUUCAAAGACCCUCCAUUCGAUUGCCAGUUGAAAGAUAACUUGUGCGAGGAAGUUCCUUUCAAUUCAUCGGACAAAGAAAACUACGAAAAAUGCUCAAUAUUACUGGGGGAAAUCGCAAGGCGAUCUUUGCUGAAAAAAGUCCUUCUUCCUCUAGCAACAGUGAUGCUUGUCAUCCUUCUCUGUAUUUUCUGCUAUUUCAGAAGGCGAAGGAGGUAUCUUGAGCAACCUUCAUACAGAAUUCCAGCGGAAGAAGAAAGUAUGAACUCGCUGCCAUUAAAAAAAAUUGAGAACAGUUGAAGUAGUUCGAUUAGGGCGAUGUUAUGAACAAUGUAAUAAUGCGGGAAAUAGAGACAGACAAUUUUUUCACGUGAAAACAGUUCGUGUUCCUAGGAAGCAUUUGAUCAAAAUUUGUUUUUUAUUCCUAAAAUUAUGAGAAUCUUUAGAAAUUAAGUUUACAAUAGAUGAGACCUCUAUUUCCAACUAGAAAUAAUGUUUAUCGACAUGUGAGGCUGUUUCAAGUACCUUCAAUACUAUUUAUUGCUUCCAAGUGACAAAAAUCCUCAUUUGUCCCUAGCACUUACCCGACUUACCUUCCUUUAAAUAUUAUAGGAUCUCUUAAGUGAUUAAUUUCAUGUAACUAUGCCCUAUGACAGCUAUAUAUUUUUUUCUUCAAUUGAAACCCUUUCCAUUUCUCGUUUAAGAUUUUUUUCUGAAAUUCUUAUAUUUGAUCAUAGUUGUGCAAUUACAUUACUGGUUUUCGUAGCUAAAUAAUUGUUAUAUUUAAAAGCCACAUAAUAUUAGUUAGCUUCAUUUCGAAUUUUCACAUCAGUACUUUUUUACUAGAAGAAUUGUAUGUUUUAAAUGUGAACGAGAAGUGUCUAGAGUUUUCGCACUUUACUCUUAAUGAUAUUUAUGGGAAUAAAAUUGAAGUGAAAAAUUAUCAAUAUGUUUCACCAUUCAAUUUUCAUUGAUAGCUUAAUCAUUCUGUAAAUAGUCGUUAACUGAUUUGAGUAGUAUUAGAUAAUUAUAAUUGCAAUGAUACAAGUAUCACAGAUUUCACGAAGAAGUUCUUUUGGCAACGUAUUAAUAUGAAUGAUGACUGAAAUAAGGCUAGUGAUAUAAGGAUUUUAUUUCUUCUAUGUUUAUGCUCUUUAUAUAUAAGUCAAUAUUGUCCUAUUUUAAAUAGGAAUUUGAUCCUAUAAAUUGACGAUUUUCGAAAAAGAACGUAAUGGAUAUUUCACUUCAAAACUUUUAUGUUUUCCGAUCAGAAAAGAAUGAAAAAUCUUGCCAAAAUGUUAUUCAUCAAAGAGAUAUUUACGAGCAAGUGAUGAUUUUUCAUAGGUUGUUGCAUUAUUUGAGGUUGUUCAAUUUCCUUCCUAGAAAAAUAUUUUAAUAUCAAUACUAAGAAUAUUUUUUUAUUUUGCCAUUUAUAACUUACUGUUACUAUUCGUCAUUCAAAUUUUGUAGUAUCACGUAGAACAUGCAUGUUUUACCUUUUUUUUUAACAUGAUACCUGAAUUAAUCAGAUCGAAUUUUUAUAAUAUGUAUUUAUUUUGUUGAUAAAUAGAUAGAUAGUUGUAAUUUAUAUUUUUAUAUGUAACGAAAUCGAAUUAAAAUAAAUUUCAUAAUU